AUUAUUUGGAUACUGCUCCUCGAUACACCAAUGCGUCAUUGAUAGACAAAACCUUCUUUGUUAUCGUCAUGUCGUGUGAAACGUCUUUGAACCAGCUCUCUGCGGAGACACGUGCAAAACUACGUUCCGCACAACUCCUUACUUCCCUGCCACAAGUGGUUUCAGAGCUGCUGCAGAACUCCUUGGAUGCCAGAGCAUCUCAGGUGGAUAUUGGUGUAGACUGCGAAGAAUGGAGCUGUUGGGUGCGAGAUAAUGGUGCUGGGAUUAGCAAAAUUGGAUUGACUAUGAUUGGCAAGGGGUCGGAGGAAGGAAGAUACAAUACAUCCAAAGCAUAUACACCAGCAUCCCUAGAGUCUGUUUCGACAUUUGGCUUUCGUGGAGAAGCUCUAUCAUCAAUGGCUGAAUUAUGCUGUUUGGAAGUUUCGUCACGCACAUCUCAGUCUCGGGAAAGCUGGUCUAUCAUUCUCAAGGGUGGGAAGUCUUUGUACUCAGGUCCAUCGAUCCGGUGGCGAAGAGAAACUGCGGGAACUGUCGUAUGCGUCAGGGAUGCAUUCUUUAGCCUUCCUAUUCGUCGUCAAUCUCAUCCCUCUGCAGCUAAGACAAUAGAUGCGAUCAAGCAAGAGCUUGAGGCGUACGCUCUCAUGUUUCCCGGAGUGUCAUUCACUCUUCAAGAUGACAGCAAAUCCAGAGAAAAUGCCUCAAGCAAAGGGCACGUUCUCCGGGUUCCAAAGACCCGUUCAAUAUUGGCUGCAUUUCGACACAUGUAUGGUCGGGCACUGACCGAGCAUGUGGAAGAGAUGGAUGCUACAUUCGAAGAUCUGAAGGUGGAGGGAUUUAUGUCCCUUGUUGGAGCACGUUCGAAGCAUCCGAUAUCAUUCUGUGAUCUUCAUCGCCUAAUUGACAGUAAAUUCUCGAGUAGUACGUUCAUAAAGCAUGCGUAUGACGAAGGGGGGGAAACAAAUCUGCGAUCAUCGGUGCGCCGGUCGCCCCGAAAAGGCGAGAAGAAACCUGUCUACGUUCUAAAUUUGGUCAUACCAACGCGACUCAUUGAUAACUGCCUGGAACCAGCAAAAUCCGCAGUUCAGAUUGAGCAUAAGAACGUUGUGACAACAUUCCUCUCUUCUGUGAUAGAUUUGUUUUUGAUUCGACAUGGUUUCGCAUCCGGUAAACGCGGUGCUGAAGAAGGUUGUGAUCCCCCGCCCAAGAAGCGCAAAGUCUCAAUAGUUUCAAAUAGUGGGGCCCAAAAUAAUGUCCCUCAGCCGCCAACCAGUAGGAAGGCAGAGCCGAAGGAAGCACGGGCGGUGUUCAUUCACCCAGGGAACAUCUCCGAGGAAAUUCCGCAAACGACAAUUUGGGAAGAUCCUGCCGCGGGUGAAAUGUUCAUCGUGGAUACUCGCACUGGAAAUUCAUAUUCUCAGAAUUCGCGGCACAAGAUCGACGGAACGGACACGGCUAACGUGAACCGUGUUUCGCGAAUUUCACGUCUUCUGAGGAAAAGUCAGGAUCCUGGACAGGGCGCAUGUUCCGGCCCUACUCAUGAUAAAAUGCCCGAUUGGCUACAGGAAGCUUUGAUUGCGAACGAUGCGUAUGCUACCACGGAGCCAAGGAUUCCAUCGCUGCCGCUCUUUGCUAAUCAAGCUUCCGACGAUCAGGGAUGUGCUUUUGUUCACUCUAAUCAUCUUCGUUCAGGAUCAUCAAGCUCCGAGCACGCACGAACCAGAUUUCACAAAGGAGACUUGUUGAAGGCACAGGUCAUCAACCAGGUUGACCGCAAGUUCAUAGCCUGUUUAGUUGAUUUAGAUCAUUCUACGCAUCGGGAACAUGGGAAACCCCCAAAGAAGCUUGCGGCAGGUGGCUCAACUCUGAUCCUAAUUGACCAACACGCUGCGGAUGAACGAGUCCGAGUCGAACGCUUUCUAACAGAAAUUUGCUCUGGUUUCCUGCGACAUUGCGAGGGAACCGGGAGCGUCGAAGUUUUGGAACUGUCUCCCGCUGUACCUAUUUUACUCACACGUCAUGAAGCUUCGCGCUUGGCGACCACCGAAGUACGAUCAGCAUUCGACCGGUGGGGUAUACGCUUUGAAGGAUUGGCUAAGUUGACCUCGUUGGAAUCGGAAUGUGCGGGAGAUGAAGCAAGUGGCGGGUAUGUGCAGGUCUUCGUCAGAGCAAUACCUGCGAUUGUGGGCGACAAGUUACUCAUGAACGAUGAGUUGCGAGACCUUGUUAAAGGCUACCUGGGAACUCUCGAAAGCGAAGAAGCGUCUCCCCCUAACCUAUCGCAGCACAAAGACGCUGAUAACAUCAAGGACGACGAGUCGCGGUGGCUCAAGGCUCUUCGCUGGUGUCCACGGGAGCUUCUGGAUUUGAUCAAUUCAAAAGCAUGUCGUGGCGCGGUCAUGUUCAACGAUCCACUAUCACUGGAACAGUGUGAACGCCUUGUGAGACAUCUUGCUGCGACUGCAUUUCCCUUCCAAUGCGCCCACGGAAGACCCUCCCUCGUUCCUUUGACCCAUGUAAGUAUCAAGAGCGGCAGGCGAUCCGCGCCGGCAUUGGAUUGGACAAGGCUGAGCUGACUCAGGGCGGGCUAAACUAUCAUUAUUGUGUUCGCCUUGGAGACCUUUAUGAGAGCCGCCCAAUCUAGUCGGUAUCCUGGACACCGUUACAUACAUUGAUGAUCUCAUUGUGGUCUAAUGGACCUCGCACGAUUCCGGAAGGCGCACGUUCGCCGAAGGAAUAACGAAAAAUCGGCUCCUCAACAACUGAGGAGCCUGGCUGAUAUUUGAACUACAAUUACAACCCGACAAAUAAGCUGAUCGCGGCAAGCCCAAAAGAAAGAAAUCUGAGAGAAAAACGAUCUGCGGAUGAUAGACACUUAUCUGUGACCAUGUAGUGGUGUAGGGAGCAAAACUACUGUGGUUAGUUCUGCCGAUUAUUUGGGUUUUAUUUUAUUUUCACUAAGCUAAUGGACCGCGUGAUACCUAGCGUCGUGCGGGCGACGUGCUUUGUUUGAGUCGGACUCAAAUAUCCUCCACUCCUAGUGGGCGUGUUCGAUGUU
Messenger RNA from Suillus subaureus, 3055 nucleotides. RefSeq lists its product as uncharacterized. Lineage: Eukaryota; Fungi; Basidiomycota; Agaricomycetes; Boletales; Suillaceae. Bases 69 to 2573 code for a protein of 834 amino acids. Gene Ontology annotation, cellular component: mismatch repair complex. Gene Ontology annotation, biological process: mismatch repair. The record is from RefSeq and is a predicted model, not a curated record. Gene Ontology annotation, molecular function: mismatched DNA binding; ATP-dependent DNA damage sensor activity; ATP binding. The transcript is spliced from 17 exons.